Messenger RNA from Dreissena polymorpha, 1695 nucleotides. RefSeq lists its product as uncharacterized. Bases 25 to 1107 code for a protein of 360 amino acids. Lineage: Eukaryota; Metazoa; Mollusca; Bivalvia; Myida; Dreissenidae. The transcript has 3 exons. The record is from RefSeq and is a predicted model, not a curated record.
UUUCAACUUUUCGGAACACGCACCAUGCAGCUCACGGUCAUAGUACUGAGUGUUUUCAGCCUGCAUGUUGUCUUAACGUGCUGUCAGGGGAAAACGAUCAUCACCGAUGACAAAGACAAUGAAGACGCAAUGGUGAAGUUACUGCAGCUGCUGACCAGCGUUCAAUUCGCGCAGACACCUGACGUCGGCAGCCAUGGCAACCAAAGGACCGGCUCUGCUGAUGUCGUAGACUUAAAGACGCCAGACGUCGGUAUCCAUUUCGGCCAAGAUGCCGUCUCUGUGGACGUUACAGACGAACAGACCUCAGACGUCGGUAUCCAUGGCGACCAAGAGGUCGUCCCUGUGGACUUCACAGACGCCGUUCUGAAGGAGAUCAUGGCGGAGAUAACGGAGGGCGUGGACAUUGAUCUUAGCAAAGGUUGCACCCAUGGCAAGUGUGAGUUCUGCAAACGGGCCAAGUGGUUCAAAGUCUGCGUGGAAGCGUCCAUUGUUGGACUGGGCUUUGAAGUGACCGUCUCACUAAAUGGCAAGACGAUUUACCAUAAAGAGAUCAGCGUGCGCAACCCACCGCCUAUCUGCUUUAACCGCAUCCCUGGCCUGAGUAAGCUUGCUGACGUGUGCCUGGUGGUGUACGAUGUUGACCUGGUCAACAAAAAGGCGUGCGUCAAGAUCACCUUCAAGGUCAAGAUUGGUCCCAUCAAGAAGAAGUUCAUUAUUAAGAUAGCAUGCUUUAAGAUCCCGCUUGCAAGCCUUCAAGAGACGGAUCAGGCUUCUGAUAACGCGAGUGGAGCGCUCACUCUCAACGGAUCUUCUGAUAACGCGAGUGGAGCGCUCACUCUCAACGGAUCUUCUGAUAACGCGGGUAGAGCGCUCACUCUCAACGGAUCUUCUGAUAACGCGGGUAGAGCGCUCACUCUCAACGGAUCUUCUGAUAACGCGAGUGGAGCGCUCACUUUCAACGGAUCUUCUGAUAACGCGAGUGGAGCGCUCACUCUCAACGGAUCUUCUGAUAACGCGAGUGGAGCGCUCACUCUCAACGGAUCUUCUGAUAACGCGAGUGGAGCGCUCACUCUCAACGGAUCUCCUCCGUGGAAUCCAUACGUCUAGAUCUCAGCAUCAACACUGACACACACUCACAGUAUUCUUUACUUGGACUUCUUCUUUACUUCUACUUCUUUACUUUCAAAUGGGCAAUAUAAUCCAUACUUACAAGGCUUCCACAAGGGUAUACGCGUUUAUCGAACGCAGCAUAUUAUUUUCCGGUAUUAUGUGACACCAAGGGUGUCAAGAUGAUUACCGAAUCUGUUAACAGGUCCCAUUUUAUCACAGAUCUUUAAAGUCUGAAAGUUUAUCAUUAACUUGUUUUAACAAUGAAGUUUCAUUUAACAUUGUAAGUGUGCACAUACGUUGAAUAUUGUGAAAAGUUUACUGCAAACACAAGAUAAAUAAAACCACUAAAUUCAAACAAAAUCUAUUCAACUGUAUGCAUUAUUAAAAUCUUAUAAGCAAUUCAAUUUUUAACAACGCUGUUCUUCGUGAUCUAUGCUUAGUUUGUUUUACCUGGUGUUAAUAAUUAUAGGAAAAAUAUAUAGUUAAUAUUAUUAGUUAUACCUAUAUCAUAUUUUGUUAUUCAAUCAUUACAAAAAUGCUCAUGUUAAAACAUUAAAUAAUGAAAUAAAAAGUUAAAUCAAAUAA